Lingula anatina is the source of this 1104-nucleotide messenger RNA. Its product is annotated as putative disease resistance protein At3g14460. The record is from RefSeq and is a predicted model, not a curated record. NCBI's taxonomy places the organism in Eukaryota, Metazoa, Brachiopoda, Lingulata, Lingulida, Lingulidae.
AUGCCGACGGGUUAUGUCGCCCGUGACGACCCAGAGAAGAAGGUGCUUGAGAUUCUCGAGAGAGAGAAAUCCGUUGGUAUUGUGUCCUCCCAAGGUAUUCACGGUCCAGGAGGUGUCGGUAAAACGUACCUAGCCCAGGCUGUGGCCUGGAAAAUGCGCGGUAAAAUGGAGGUAGUCUUUGUGGAAGUCGGCACAAACCCCAACAUGCUCAGCAUAAUGAAUAGUUCUUUUUACCCUUAUCUUGAAAAUGGCACUAAGGGCAAUUUCACCGAAUUGGAAGAUGUUUGGAUAUGGUUAAGUAAGAUCACAAAAAAGAAGAAAGUUCUCAUUGUUUUAGAUGACGUCUGGUCGGAAAAAACGACCAUUCAGAUUCUAUGGCAGAUGAGAGAGGCCCUAUCCGACGGAAGUCAACUUCUAUAUACAACACGCACGAAAGAUCUCUUGCUUAAAGUCAAAGCGACACCUUAUGAGCUAGGGGUGGUUCCUGAAGCGGAGAGAUGGGACUUCUUUGUGAACUGCGCGGCCUUGAAUUUAGAGGAUGAACAAGUAAAAGCCAACACAGAACAAAUAGGCAAAGCAAUUAUAGAAAACACAGACGGACUACCUAUUAUCUUAGACAACUAUGCACAGCACCUAAAACAGGGUACAGAGGGGGUUAGUUUCCAAGAUCUGCUGAACCAAAUUAAAGAUGAAGUGACAGGAAGUGAACAGUGGUUAGAGCGUAGUUUCCAUGCGUUGAAACCCAGUACAAAUUUCAUAGAUUGCGAUGUGCUUUCAUUGCCAAAGUCGAAUGAUCUCAACCGCGUGCAGCAGUUGUUCUUGUGUCUCGGGGUCUUCAAGGACGAUGAGCGUUUUCGAUCAUCAGUGCUGGAAACAAUAUAUAAAUUAUCUGACGAAAUCAACGCAAGCGAAGAGGAUAUCAAGAAAAUUGUACACGAAGAUCUGAACAUCCUCGCCAAUCACUCAUUGAUCAAAUUCAUACAUGAGCAGAAUGGCGAUCUGACAUACACCAUGCACGACAUUGUGCGAGAAUAUGCGUUGAAGAAGGGGGAACAGACCUUUAGGUACAAGGAAUCAGGCAGAUGCUUUGGCCAUCGACUUUGA